AGAACACACACACACACACACACACACACACACAAGCUCCGGGUACCAAGUCCACGGUUGACAGUUUCUCUCUUCUCCGCCGGGUUCCUUUGACUUUCAAACACUUCAUAGAGUUUAUUUAUGUUGAUGAGGUUGCUGUGGACUGUCGUGGUGUCAGUGUUGGUGUCCCACUUUGGAGGCAGGCUGUCCCGGGACAAACGCUCACAUAUGUAAUAACAGAGACACGGUGACAGCGACACACACACACACACACACACACCCGAGGGGGAGGAAGACUUGUGCGCGUCAACAUGCCUGUGCGACAGAAAGAUGCUCAGCGCGCCCUGGAGCUUCUCCAGCAGUACCGGGCCAAGCUUGACCAGAGACAGCAGAACCAGAGCCGGACCAAACAGGGCCUUGUUGAGGAAGACCACCAGCUGCAGCAGUCCCUGGACAGAGUCAUCAAUGUCUUCCAAAGUCAGCUUUUUAACGCUCUGCUUGACAUUCAGGAGUACUACGAGUUGACCAUCCUUGAAGACAGCAAGAGCUCUGUGGACCAGGCAGACGGUCCUAGGAACGUCCCGGCCCCCUGUAACCUGCCAGCAGAGCUCUCAGCCCAGCCACAGCCUUCCUCUGGGCCCCUGAGCCCCCAAGCUUCUGGAGGAUCAUUCCAGCCGAAACCCCUGUCCCCCAGACCCAAGUCAAUCAAAUCCCCUGCCCCUCCAAUUCCAUCUGGAGCACCCACAAGAAAACCAUCUUCCCCUACAGCACAGUCCACUACACCUCAGUCACAGCCAGCCAAGGUCAAGUACCGUGCUCCUCUCCCUCCUGUCCAGCCUGGAGCCUCCAAAUCAUUGGCAUCAGACACUCCUAUGUCCUCUUCUCCCACUGUUGCCACAUCUCCUGGAGUCAGAGUAAAUGGUGCAGAAACCCCCACUGGUUCCAUAAAAUCACCUCCUGGAGUAUCACUGAAUGGAACAACAAAGCCACGUCUUACUGACACCAACUCCGAUGUUUCUUCAGAAAGUUCCACCACAAAUUCACAAAGCUGCUCUGUCUCACCAGAAGUCAACCUGGAGACUGUUUCAGCCCUCGUCUCCAGCACCAUCCAAGGCCUUGUGUCUCCAACCACUCCAGACAAAUUUACCACCACCAGCCCAGGUCUUAACAGGGUCACAGACGCUACCACAAUCUCUGCAGCUCUUGCGACCAGCAAGGACCCAGGCAUAGGCAAAGCCACUCCCAGCACGAGUCCAACUAGCCCCAACCAGGGCAAAUUCACCUUCAGCAGCCGCAGCCCAACAGUUCCUCCGGGGCCUUUGAUCAAAGGGCCUCAUCUGAGUCCAACCAGCCCCGGGCCAGUAAAAGUCACCUCCACUAGCCCUACCCAUGGUCCAGCCAGCCCCAGGCCAGCUACAAGCCCACUGACCCCCAACAAGAAGUAUCGGUAUCAAGAAGAGGAAGGGGCGUCACCAGGUGCCCCGAAACUCCACCAACACCCCUGCCAUCAGCACCCAAUGGGAGUAGCCAGAGAGUUGAGGGACGGAGGGACCCUGGGAAGGGAGGGGAGGGAGGGGAGGGAGGGGAGGGAGGGGAGAGAAGGGGGGACCUGGAGGAGAGAAGGAGGGGGUGCCGGGACCAUGGAGAGGGAAAGGGAACGAUCCCUGGGGAGGGACGGAUCUCUCGGUCGUCGCAGUGACCUGCGAGGUGCGGAGCUGGUUCAGGUGGCGGAGAGGCACUUGUCUCAGAUUCAACACGUUCAUGGAUACGUCACUCACACACACAUCACGCCUGCUCAGGUAGAAUCACCUGAGGUUCCCUUUGAUGACGAGGCGUGGCCUCACCCAGAGGGAGAGAGGCUGAAUGAAGUCCCAGCCCCGCCUUUCUCCUCCCUCUAUUCGCAAAGCCACGCCUACUACCAGGCCAACCCCCCUCCAGUGGUGGUCAACACCGAGAGUGUCGACACCCCCCCAUAUGUCAAUGGAACAGAAGCAGACUAUGAGUAUGAGGAAAUCACGCUGGAGCGGGGUAACUCAGGUCUGGGGUUCAGUAUCGCAGGAGGGACUGAUAAUCCUCACAUUGGAGAAGACCCCUCUAUCUUCAUCACCAAGAUUAUACCUGGAGGGGCCGCAGCCCAGAAUGGGCGACUCAGGGUGAAUGACUGUAUAGUCCGGGUAAAUGAGGCAGAUGUCAGGGAGGUGACCCACAGCGGGGCUGUGGAGGCGCUGAAGGAUGCAGGAGGUCUGGUCAGACUAUGUAUACGACGCAGGAGGAGCCUCACUGAGAGAAUCAUGGAUAUCAAGCUGGUCAAAGGGCCCAAAGGUUUAGGGUUCAGUAUAGCAGGUGGAGUUGGAAACCAACAUGUCCCGGGCGACAACAGUAUCUACGUGACUAAGAUCAUCGAGGGAGGGGCUGCACACAAAGACGGACGGCUACAGAUAGGAGACAAACUUGUGGCUGUGAACGCCUCCUGUUUGGAGGAGGUAACCCAUGAGGACGCAGUGGCUGCCCUGAAGUCGACUCCUGACGUCGUUUACCUCCGUGUGGCCAAACACACCUCCCUUUUUAUCAAUGACAACUUCCCUCCACCCGACGUCACUAAUUCGUACUCCCCACAUCAAGACAACCAUAUAAGCCCCUACAUGAGCGGCAGCCAGUCUGUAAGCCCCGCCCCAUUGACCACGCCCAGAUACUCACCGCUGCCCAGGGCCAUGACUGGAGACGACGACAUCACCAGGGAACCCAGGCGGGUGGUGCUCCAGCGGGGGUCUACGGGUCUUGGUUUUAACAUUGUUGGCGGGGAGGAUGGAGAAGGGAUCUUCAUCUCCUUCAUUCUUGCUGGAGGUCCAGCUGAUCUCUGCGGAGAGCUACGAAAGGGAGACCGCAUCCUGUCGGUGAACGGGGUGGACCUGACCACUGCAACACAUGAGCAGGCAGCCGCUGCUCUGAAGAAUGCAGGACAGACCGUUACCAUAGUAGCACAGUACAGACCUGAGGAGUACAGUCGUUUCGAGGCGAAGAUCCAUGACCUGAGGGAACAGAUGAUGACCAGCAGUGUCAGUUCCAGCUCCACAUCGCUCCGCUCCACACAGAAACGCACACUUUACGUCAGAGCGUUGUUUGACUACGACGGAAGUGCGUCAGAUCUGACCACGCCCAAUCAGGCCCUGCCGUUUCACUUCGGGGAUAUCCUCCAUGUAAGCAGCGCUGGCGAAGAGGAGUGGUGGCCCGCCCGUCACCUCAGCCCCCCGCCUCCAAACUGCCCUGAAGUUGGAGUCAUCCCCAGCCGCAGGAGGGCAGAGAAGAAGGAGAGGUCGCGGUUAAAGACAGUCAGAGUGACGAGGUCUCAGGACAGAUCGGAUCAGGAUGAUAAAGAGCUGGUAACCUCUGGCACCAGCGAUAGUGAAAGUUGUUCCUCUGGCCAGGAGGAGACCCUCCUCACAUACCAACCUGUCAUGCAGCAGGAAGUUAAUUACACACGGCCAGUCAUCGUGCUCGGACCAAUGAAAGAUCGGGUCAACGAUGAUCUCAUCUCCGAGUUCCCUGACAAGUUUUGCUCCUGCGUCCCACAUACAACGCGGCCACGACGAGACUACGAGGUGGACGGCAGAGAUUAUCACUUCAUGUCCUCCAGAGAGCUCAUGGAGCGAGAGAUCCAGGAACACAAGUUCAUAGAGGCUGGACAGUAUAACAACCAUCUGUAUGGAACCAGCAUACAGUCUGUCAAAGAAGUCGCUGACAAGGGUAAACACUGUAUACUGGAUGUAUCAGGAAACGCGAUAAAGCGUCUCCACAUGGCAGGCCUACAUCCUAUCGCUAUCUUCAUUAGACCACGCAAUGUCGACAACAUCCUAGAGAUGAACAAGCGUUUCACCGAGGAGCAGGCGAGGAAGACCUUCGACCGAGCCGUCAAACUGGAGCAGGAGUUCACUGAGUACUUUACCGCUAUAGUCCAGGGCUCGUCUCUAGAGGAAGUGUAUUCGCAGGUGAAGCAGGUCAUUGAGGAGCAGUCUGGUCCUUACAUCUGGGUGCCCACCAAGGAGCGACUCUGAAUAAACACACACAUACUACAUGAUCACACACAUCACUCUUUCAACACUUCAUACUUCUCUCAAUUUUCUAUUAUCAGCCUGCUUCCUUUCUCUCUCUCUUUCUUACACACACACACACACACCACUACAGUAUACACACACACCCACACACACGCACACACAUUUACACAAGCACAUACAGUCGGAUGAGGCUGGGACUAUCUGGGACUGCUACUUCCCGAAGUGGGAGGAGCUAAAGUCUGUCCAGCAGCCUAUUGGUGGAUCUUCCUACAGCUCGGUUCCUUAAUGUUUAAGGAGGUGGUUCAAAUCAAGGCGACAUGUACCAUUAUCUGAUUUGAUUUCAUUAUUGUUCUUCUUAUUGUUGUUGUCGUUGUUGUUUUCAUAUUAACGAAGGGUAAUGCAUUCAUGUAUGGGUUUGUAAUGAUAAUAUUGUCACCAAGAGGCAGACUUUUGCACGCUGUAGCUUUAAAAGCAUGUUUUUGGGACAAAAUCUUGAUCUCCUUCCCUGUCUGUCUGUCUGUCUAUCUGUCUGUCUUUCCUCAUGGCACUGCUCCUGUUUAGAGCUUUUCCCCCUUCCUGUCUUUUUUCUGUCUUUCUCUCAUAUCCCAUCGCUUCCUCCUCUUUUUCCUCUUCAGACUGUCUACAAACUUUGAAUAUGAGGUGAAAACUUUUAUAAUGCGCCCCAGCAUUUUGGUGUCAAGGGCCAAAAUGGAACUAUAGUACAAUUACUGUUUAGAGAUGUAGCAAGAAAAUAAUCCUAAGCAUAAGACACUUGAUAUUAACAACCAGAAAUUCAAAGGUUAAAUAGCAAAUUUAAUUAAAGAUUGCUUUAAAAUAGAUAAAGUAUGGGGUACUCUGGGCCAAAAAUAAAUUGAGUAAAUAGCCCUCAUAAUUGUUUUAGAGCCCAUUUGAAAGCCUGGGUCCAUAUUUGUCAAAUUUCUGACAAUUAUUAAGAACAACCUCAGUAGCCAAAAAAAGAAUUGCUUAGGACGCAUUUAUCAACCGUGUCACUCCUGCUUACAUCAAACUUUAAGAGCAGCUUUCAAGUGAUCACAUCAUGAUUAAUGACACGUAUGCUCAGAGUAGGAGCAGCCAAUCAGAGGCAAGGCUUCGCUGAACAUUGUUUUAAAAAAUGCUUACGUUUCACUCAGCAAUAUUUUGCUCUGUAAAAACAUCAAACGUCAUUUUAAUUUUUAAAAAGUUCAUUUUAUUAGUAUGAAAUCCUCCAGAAGAAAUCUGAUAUAUUUAUGAUAUAUAAAUAUACAGAUAAAAACCAAACUGGAGCAGGAAAGAAAUGCUGCUGUUGGUUGAUAACUUACACCAGAGAUAACAGGUACUAUGUGCAGAUAAUGAAGAUGUAUGGAAAGUGAGUGCAAACAAAACCAACGACAGCUUCACUGUUGUUGUUUGCACCCUGAUCAACACACAAAGAAGAAAAGGUGGUAUAAAAUCCUAUUAAAUCUUCUACUAACAUACAAAUAACCUGUUUUGAAUUUAACAUAUUGCUUCAGCUAUGACCCAAUAUGUUCCUCUAAAACAUUAAAAUUUGAAGUAUUUGAUCAAUAGCUUUCAUUUUUAAGGCUAGUCUGAGUAAAAGUGAAGGAUUUUUGCUUACAAUUUGGUAAAUACAGGCCCAGAUCCUCAAAUUUAAAAAGAUUAAUACCCAUCUCCAUCCCACAAGGGCUUCUCUGCCUCCCCUUCCUCCUCCCCCUCUCUGUCUCAUGCCUUUAUCUCUCUCCUCCUCCCCUUCUCCACAUUCACAGUGUGACAUUGGUUGAGCACUCCAGCAUUAAACUGUGUAUCAUCUUCUUCAUCAACAGUAUCAUCACGAUCAUAAUCAUCAGCAUCAUCGUUAUAACUUUCCUUCUUACUGUAGUUGCACUAAUGACGGCUGGUUUCUUAAAAGCAUCUUAGCGUGACAGGAAUGAUACCAUCCCAGUGUUUCCGGUAUUUGGAUGUGUGAUACACUCACUUUUCUUUCUGCUGUCGGUGGUGACUAUGCUGGUUUGAAAGAGAUAAAGAGGUCAGGGAACACUUUUUGGUUUUUGCAGUUUUCUCAUUUGCUGUACGUCUUGCUAUUGUUGCGUAGUUAAAGACAUCAGUCUGUCAGCACUAACUAGUCAACUGCAUUAGCUCUUCUGGCAGCAGGUGUCUGCAGUUAUAGGUUUGAGCUUUCAGUCCCAGUGUGCAUAAAUAACACCUGAAACUAUAGCACCAUUUGUGACCUCUGCACUCCAUAGGUUACUCCAUGAUACGGGCACACGGUGGACAAUCAAAGUGUUACAUUUUUACCUGUUAUCCAGCAAUGGGUUGUAUCUUCAAGGGUAUUUAAAUCAUCCCAUAGAUGUCAACACUCUGCCCAGAAAGAUAAAAUGUUUAACCAACGUCUAAAUCCACCACUGCCGUGGCCUCCACAGUGGACUUGACCACAGACUUUAAAACAGUGAAUUUCCAUAACAAUAUUUUAUUCUGAAGCACUGUUUCCAGUUCUAUAGGUGCUACAACAGGCAACUUUAAUGUACAAGUAGCCUUUUGAUGCUGGCUUUGUCAGUCGUGUGACCCUCUCUUUGCACAUCUGUUCUCUGCAGCGGUUUUUCCAGAGUCUCUGCUGCUCGUAAUGUGGCAGAGACUAAGGAGAAGCUAACUCUCUUAACAACAAGUGAACACACGUCACAAAAUAUAUUAAACUUUACUCCUACUGAACACAUAAAAGAAAAUAGAUAAAAUGCUCACUAUGUUGUAUGGUGUAGAGCACAGACAGAGGUUGAAACCUAGCUUGAAAACAACUUUUCUUCUGGCACUGCAGCUGUUUCACUGUUUUUAUCAGGCCAAUUUACAUGUUGUGUUAAAUAGUUUUAGUAGCUUUAAUCGUGCUAUGGAGCAAUGUUUUAUUUAUAGUGCAUGAGCAUGAGGGCAUCCACGGGCAGCAUUAUUCACAUCUUGCCAUUGGUUUCACACUACGCCGCUGAAAGGCAGUUUUGGCAAGAACAGCAGUGAAUGUAACUUUUGAUUGUUUACAAAGACAUCCGUCACAGUCUGUGGAAAUAAACCAUUUUAAUGUUGGUUUAGCAUCGGGCAAACAUUUUAUAGUCGACAUCUGUGAGAUCACAAAAAUAUAUUUGGUGACACAACCCUCUGCUGGGGUAGGAGGUAAAAAAUAACGAUUUGGCUUGUCCCUUAAAGCAACUAUAAUCAAUAUUUUUAUAAUAGUAACGUGUCAAAUGACAAUGUGAAAACAAUGUGACAAUGUGAAAGGGGUUGCUCUUAGUGAUGAAUUUACAGAGAAUAAUCAUCUGAAUCUGCAGCUCCCCUCAGAGCUUCACAGCGAGUUUCAGUUCAUUGUUUAUCUGUCUGGCUGCAGCGUUACUGUUCUGGGUCACUCUCACUGCUCUCAUAGCAUCGUUUCUGUAAAAAAAAGCUCUAAAACCCCACUGUACAUGACCUGCUUAGCUGCAAAUGGCAGACAGACACAGUUAGAGACUCCCUGGUGAACAUAGUUGAGCGUUUAGCAGCUAAAGAGCCAGAUAUUUCCCUCAGGAGAUGGACACCAAAAACAGAGCUAUAAAAGAGAGUGAAGUCACAAAUGGGGCUAACCCGAAACAUGACAAUAAUCUCUGUUGUGAAGCAGAACACUUGAAAUACCAAGAUGCUUUUGGUAACACAGCCCCUAUAUGGACCUUGUCAGCCAUCCACUUCCCAUCUCCACCUUCAACCCCCGAGGCGACUCCUCCAUGCUGACUGGAGACCAGAGACAUGCAGAAUGGCCGUUCUGUCAACAGAGUAGCUCUUAAAACCCAAAUAAUAAGUAGUUUUGACCACAUGUGUUUUGAAAGCUUUAAUAUUUCCUCACAGAAUGUUCAGAUAAAUUAUUACUUUCCGUCUGUAAUCCUCUAUGAAUCCAGUGAACCCGUGGUGUCGUCAGUUGACAGAACUGGACUCUCUGUAAGACUCUGGCUGUGUGUUUUAGCCAGGGGACCAUGCCACUGUCUGUUAGAGUAAAGCACCGAUGCAAAGAAUCUAUUACAGAGAUGGAUCUAUAUCUAACAUAUUAUAAUAUUUAUCCCUGCUCUAACUGCCUAUUUUGGUACAAAAAAAAAUAAAAGUCUUUAUUGAGAUUUACUGAAACUGA
This is a messenger RNA of Dicentrarchus labrax (European seabass), 8160 nucleotides long. Its product is annotated as disks large homolog 1-like. Gene Ontology annotation, molecular function: protein binding. Gene Ontology annotation, biological process: neurotransmitter receptor localization to postsynaptic specialization membrane; chemical synaptic transmission. Lineage: Eukaryota; Metazoa; Chordata; Actinopteri; Moronidae. The record is from RefSeq and is a predicted model, not a curated record. Gene Ontology annotation, cellular component: neuromuscular junction; neuron projection; postsynaptic density membrane.